AUGUCUUCGUUAAAUAGCACUCUCUCCUCGAUCUCUCCUUCAACAGAAAUCGUUCGUUUUCAAUUUAUUCUACGACUAGUUGUGGCUGUAUUCGGUAUACCGAUUCUCCUCGUUGGUAUACUCGGUAAUACAAUCAAUAUUCUCACUUUUCUUAAACUAGGACACUACCGGCGGAACGUUUGUUCACUUUAUAUCCUUUCUCGUUCAGUUUUUGACUUAAUUCUUCUUAUCACUGGCUUGGGAACGCGUAUUCUUAGUCAAAGCUUCGAAAUCGAUUUUACGCUAACUUAUCGUCUCUGGUGUAAAUUACGUGUGCCCGUUAUUUAUAUAAAUACUCUCAGUUCAUAUACAUUUUUAUGCUUGCAAUCAAUCGAUGCCUUCUUCGUCACCUCAUUAUCCGUUUCUUACCGACAAAAGAGUAACAUACAGGCCGGUCGAUAUUUACUCGUCAGUUUCGUCGUUAUCUGGACAUUUGAAGAAUUGGUAUACGUCUUCUAUCAGGAUUUAAUCAUCAGUUCCGAUGGAAAUAGCCGUAUGUGCGUACCAAUUAACUCAACCUAUGCGAAAUAUCGAAUUUACGUCGUGUAUCUAUUUCUAACGACAAUUGUUCCGCUUGCUUUGAUCAUUCCCUUCGAUAUUCUCACAUAUCGACAUCUUCGAAUGCAUUCUCUGCAAAGACAACGCCGAUUACUUUCCGUUCUUGCACGACAAAUGACCAUGAUGACUCUAUUUCAUAUAAGCGCCGUGUUUCUAUUCCAAGCACCGUUUGCUGCAGCACAAUGCUAUUUUCUCACUUUCGGGCUCAACAAAGAGCCUGUUCGAAACGCACAAGAACAGAUUAUUCAGCAGUUUUUCAACAUACUUGGCUACGGAAUCUAUGCUACAUCGUUCUACUGCUACAUCUUCUCAUCGAAACGUUUUCGUGAACAAGUACGGAGUGUUUUUCCAUGCCAUCAACCCGCAGUCAAUCGAAUACAGCCGACUUAG
Messenger RNA from Adineta ricciae, 987 nucleotides. The record is from the annotation of a GenBank genome assembly. Lineage: Eukaryota; Metazoa; Rotifera; Eurotatoria; Adinetida; Adinetidae.